Molecule: messenger RNA, 595 nt
Organism: Microplitis mediator
Lineage: Eukaryota; Metazoa; Arthropoda; Insecta; Hymenoptera; Braconidae
Gene: ave
Product: protein aveugle
Exons: 3
Coding region: 158-484 (108 amino acids)
Biological process (GO): cell surface receptor protein tyrosine kinase signaling pathway
Cellular component (GO): cytoplasmic side of plasma membrane
Molecular function (GO): protein binding
Source: RefSeq, a predicted model, not a curated record
UCAGUGGUUCUGUCACGUAUUUUGAUAGAACUUGUUAUGAUUUUUAAUUAACAACUAAACAAAUAAUUUAUAAUGUAAAUAGCCUGGAAUAUUUACAUGACAAUCUGUGAGAUUUCUAAAAGUUGAGACGAAUUGAAUUAAAAUAUUUAAAUAAAAAAUGGUAGAAGAGGUUGUAAGCCCGUAUAAUAAAUCCAAGAAUAAAACAGCAAGACCUAGGCCUGUUUAUUUAUGGAACGUACUUGAUGUACAAAAAUGGUUGAGACGACACUGUAGUGAUUAUUAUCAACUUUAUCAUGAAAAAUUUUUAUACCAUGAUAUUACUGGGCGCGUGCUCUUGAGGAUAAACGAAAAUAUUUUACUUCGGCUUGGUAUCGAUAAUGAGGAACACCGUAUGGAUAUUUGCCGAGAAAUAAUGAAACUUCAUUUAAAAACAGAUAUAUUAGAAAUACGUGAUAUUGAGCGUCGAAAUAAUUAUGACAACUAAUUUAUUAUUUUAUUAGUGUACAAAUACAUUAAAAUUUAUAUUUUCUUAAUAAUAUUUAUUAUUAUUUUAAAUUUAAGUGUCAUUUGACAUGAUGCUGAAAUUAGCCGACGU